Molecule: messenger RNA, 1534 nt
Organism: Protopterus annectens (West African lungfish)
Lineage: Eukaryota; Metazoa; Chordata; Ceratodontiformes; Protopteridae
Product: F-box/LRR-repeat protein 12-like
Exons: 3
Coding region: 202-1269 (355 amino acids)
Biological process (GO): SCF-dependent proteasomal ubiquitin-dependent protein catabolic process; positive regulation of protein ubiquitination
Cellular component (GO): SCF ubiquitin ligase complex
Molecular function (GO): protein binding
Source: RefSeq, a predicted model, not a curated record
UAAACAAUCGCCAAACGGCAUUUAUAUAAACCUACUGUACUCAUUUAAUGUAUAUGUUUUUAACGUCAGAUUUUAUGAAGAAAAUCAGUGAACGACGAAAAUAUGGUGCUAAAACAUCAAACCACUGCAACAAAAUCAUCACAGCAGGGAGACACAAACAAGAUUUAAAAAUAAAAUAAUCAUGCGUAAUCAACAAGUUACAUGUUCGACUUCCGCGAGCGCCGACGUAUAACGUCCCUCCCCCGGACUACCAAAAAAGGAAACUGUUUCCUGGGUGCACACGCUCACUCAGCAGGUUUGUUUUGUUUUGCUUUAUCGCACGAGAUGGUGACGAUUUGUAGUCUCCCUGAAAAUGUUUUAGAGACUGUUUUCUUGUUUUUGUCUGCGGCCGAUCUGAUACAUUGUAGCCGUGUGUGCAGAUAUUGGAAAAAAAUAGCUGAACGCAAACGGCUCUGGAAAAAUGUGGAUUUGAGGCCAUCUAAGAUGCCUUUUAAAUGGUUGUGGCUAUUAGUGAAGCAAUAUCUGGGGUAUAAUUUGAAGAAUUUGCAACUAGAGGGGCAGUUGAAGCUUCAGCUGGAAGAGUUAACAAGAGAUAUGCUUAUGAAUCUUAAACAACGAUGCCCGAAUUUAAAACAGCUUUGCAUCUCAACAAUGGAUCUUAAUUGUAUUGCUUACAGCAUUCUCCCACCAUCUCUUGAAACUCUAGAACUUAGUUUCUGCGUACUUCACCCAGAUUGGUUUAGCGAUACUGGGAUACCAGAGGACUCCUUUAAGCCGCCAAGAAUACAUCAUCUUAUUGUGAAAAACAUGAAGGAUUUCUCUGAUAAACACCUGGUGCACAUCUGUAGUCGUGUGAGCCUAAGCACACUGAUUAUUUCUGGAAAGUGCUCUGUGACAGAUUACGGAAUUAAAAUGUCAGCAGCAGCAUUGUCAGACGUUACUCAUUUGAAAUUGACUGGUUAUAAUGUCACAGAAGAUUCUCUCUCAUUAAUUCUAGGGCAUAUUCAGAAGGUCCUUGUACUGGAGCUUUCCUUCUUUCGGUUUAUGUAUCCCGACAGUCUGUCUUGUCUUUCUGGUCAUAAAACAUUAUGUUACUUGUGUUUGGACUACUGUUUAAAUCUUUCCUAUGAGAGACUGGUCUCUUUGUGCAGUACACUACCAGCACUGCUGAGCCUUGACCUCCAACGAAGCUCAUUCAGUUCUGAGGAACUGCAGAUAAUUCGGGCAGCACUCCCAAAAUGUACAGUACUAAUUCCGCCAAACCGUUGAUCCCUGAGCAGUGUUGUUUGCAGAAUCAGAUGGUGUACAUUAGCUAGGUAGCUUGAUGCCAGCUGUAAAAUCAGAUACCCUCCUGUCAGCAUCUUAUACCUUACUGCAUACCAUGUUUACAUUUAAGUGGUGGUCAUGGUUAGGUGAGAUGGUCCUCAAUGCAUUCUCGGACUAUAUUUGUACUUGUAAUCUUCAUCUGUGGCAUUUGGGAGAUGAACCUUCCACAGUCUUUCUCUCUUUUUUGUCCAGAUUGAAAGGUACAUUU